GAAUUAAGGCUUUUUCUGCUGGGUGCUCAUCACUUCCCCUAAUGAUACGUUAUAAAUUUUUUAUAACAUCAGCUUUUAUAUGGAUCAUAUAUUGCUAUCAAUAGUAAAGAGACAAAGUUGGAAUAAAGACAUCUUCUUUGCAGGUUCUUACCACUUUCCCUUCAACUCCCUCUCCCUCUUCUCUCUCUUAAAAGAAAAGCAAAGCAGAGAUGUUUCAACUUGUCCUUGAGUCUUUGGACUCUGCAACUCUGUGAGGAAAGCAACCAUCAUUUUCUUUUUACCAUCAUGCUCUGCAACCAACUUCCCAGCUUUAGACUUUAUCUUCUCCAAACCCUUCUUUGAUAAGCUUUCAGCACAGGGUUCAUUCCUGGGCCAAAACCUAAGCUAGUUCAAAUUUCUUUUCAUUUUCUGGUAGGUCUUUUGACGGUUCUUGGUUGCAUAAUAUGAUUAGUGGGGUACUGUGCUUGCUUGUUUGGUGUUUCCUGACUAGGGUUCUUUUGUUUAUCUCGGUUCCUUCAUAUAUGAUAGACUGGUAGAAGUUUGGGGCUUAUAUUAGAGGCCUAGAGCUGAAAUUUUUCCAUAUGUUGCAGGCCUGCAAAGAAAUUGUAUGUGGAAAGAAAAUAGAAAUUCCCUUAAGUUUAGACUUACUUGCCCAAGAAACAAGCUUUCAAGAAAAUAAAACCAGCCAUAUGGCUAAUGUUUACUCUGGGCUAGUGGUUGAAAUUUUGGAGGAUAUGAUAAAUGAAUAUGAUAAUUUUUGCAAUAAUUUUGGGAUGUUGGUUCCAAAUGAGAAAGAAACCUCAACAGAUUUAAGGGUCCUUGGUUCAAAGCUGGAUGCUGGAAAGCAACCCCUGGGUCAUUCAGAAGUACAGGCAUGGAGUAAAUACCACAAGGGCAUGGUAGUGUUUCAAGCUGGUGAAGUUGAACAGCUCAACAAGAGAUUGCAGAUUCUCGAAGAAGACGCUGCAGUCAUAAAGCAAUCCUUCUUUAGCAGUGUAGAAGAAAGAAAAAAAUUGAUCAGGGAGAUACAUCAGCUGUUUCAGAUCAUACACCAUUUCCUUUGCCUUCAAAGUCAGGGAACAGGUGAGAAAACCCAUGCUGGAGCUCUGAUAAUCAACCCUCACAAGGAUGGAAGAAUGGGGACUGGUCUAUCACAAGUUCUAAUCCAAGAUUCAAAUCCAGCUCUUGUGACCAGAGGCCUUAGAGCUAAUAUGCUAGCAUUCCAGGGAACUGCAGAAAGUGAGGAAGCAUUCAUUCCCAGAUAGAUCAUUUCUUCAAUUGAGAUGAGAUGCGACAAAGUCACCCCAUCUCUCUAUUGUAUUUUUUUUAUUUAUUAUUAUUAUUUCAAGUAGCCUCUAUAAGUUUCAAUUCAAUUACAGAAAUAUAAUUUGGGGCUA
Molecule: messenger RNA, 1397 nt
Organism: Vitis riparia (riverbank grape)
Lineage: Eukaryota; Viridiplantae; Streptophyta; Magnoliopsida; Vitales; Vitaceae
Exons: 2
Coding region: 582-1265 (227 amino acids)
Source: RefSeq, a predicted model, not a curated record